This is a messenger RNA of Elaeis guineensis (African oil palm), 1165 nucleotides long. RefSeq lists its product as uncharacterized. Gene Ontology annotation, biological process: chromosome condensation; negative regulation of DNA recombination; nucleosome assembly. Lineage: Eukaryota; Viridiplantae; Streptophyta; Magnoliopsida; Arecales; Arecaceae. The record is from RefSeq and is a predicted model, not a curated record. Gene Ontology annotation, molecular function: structural constituent of chromatin; nucleosomal DNA binding; double-stranded DNA binding. Gene Ontology annotation, cellular component: nucleosome; nucleus.
CUGUCGGUUCUCACCUCUCAUCUGCACUCCCGGUCUCUUGCUCCUCUCUCGUCCUUCCUCCCCUCUCUGAACCCUAACCCUUUCUUCCCUCAUCUCGUUUGCUCGCGAGGCCGUAGCCAUGGCGGCGGAGGAGAUCUUGGCGGCCGUGGAGGAGACCGUGAAGGAUUCCGCCCCGGCUGAGCCCGCGGGUGAGAACCCGGCGGGUAAGACGAAGAAGGCGAAGGAGCCCAAGGCUAAGAAGCCCUCCGCUCCCAGAAAGCCCAGAACCAGCCCUGCUCAUCCCCCUUACAUGGAGAUGAUCGGAGAGGCGAUUACAUCGCUGAAGGAGAGGACGGGAUCGAGCCAGUACGCGAUCACCAAGUUUAUUGAAGACAAGCACAAGGCUCACCUCCCUUCCAACUUCCGAAAGCUCCUCCUCCUCCAGCUCAAGAAGCUCACCGCCGGCGGUAAACUCACCAAGAUCAAGAACUCCUACAAGCUUCCUCCCGCCCCCGCCCGCCUCCGCGUUCCUACCAAGCCUGUCUCCGCCCCUGCUUCAGCCAAGCCCAAGCCCAAGCCCAAGCCAAAGCCAAAGCCGAAGCCCGCUGCGGCCGCUAAACCGAAGUCCAAGCCCAAGCCAAAGCCCAAGCCUGCCGCGUCCGCGAAGCCCAAGCCGAAAUCGAAGCCGGCGACGGCUGUGAAACCGAAGCCGAGGGCCCCGGCCAAGCGCAAGGCUCCCGUUGCAAAGCCAAAUCCGAAGCCUCCGGUAAAGGUAACCAAGCCGAAGGCGAAGACCCGGCCGGCGAAGGCGGCCAAGACCUCAGCCAAGGAUACCCCAGGGAAGAAGGCCGCCGCGUCGGCGAAGCCCGCCGCUCAGAAGAAGGCUACCGCACCGGCGAAGCCCGCCGCCGCCCAGAAGAGGGGUGCCGCCUCGAAGGCGGCACCCAAGAAGGCGAAGGCCGGGAAGACCGCAGCGAAGCCUCCGGUGAAGAAGGUCCCCGCUAGGAAGGCGAAAAAGUAGAUUUAUUAUUAUAUUUUUUCCCCUUUUUUAACCUUUAUUUCCGUAAUGCUGGUUUGUAAAUUCAAUGAUGCAGUAGGGGUAUGUUUGGUGUUUGAAUACCUUUGUGUUUUUUUUAUCCCUUUUUAAGAGGAGAAAAAAUAUUUGCACACCACUCUCUUAUCCAAA